AUGGUUGUUUGUGAAGAUGGUGAAGACAUGCUAGCUGAAGUUGAUCGAAUGGAAGUUAUCGAUAUGAAGAGAUUAAUGGGUAUGAAUUUUUUGGCUCAUUUUUUGCUUGAUAUAUUGUUGCUGAGGGGUGUGUUAGAGCCUUUUGAUAGAGGAUGGGAGACCUUUGAUGUAGAUAUUGCUUCUACUUGCUCAAAGAUUCGAAGUGGGAGUAGAACUGUGUUUGAAAAAAUGGUCCGCAGGCCUCUGUCCUUGGGCGAGGCAUCACUUCUUGGAGCUUUUGGACAACUGGAUGAUGGUCGAGCAAUAACGCUUGGAGAGAUAAUCAAUUCAAGUGAAGCAAGGCAUGGUCAAGGAAUUCCAACGACUCGUGCCCUGUAUCUUGUCACAAUAGGAAAAUAUGUGACAAGAGACAUUUUUUAUGGUGACAAUCUAAAAGAAAAACCUCGAGCAAUUGUUUGCAGAGUUGCUCAAUCCUUCAUAAUCUUUGGAUUAUACCAAAUACAUACCUCUAGAAGGAAAAGGGAACUUGGCAUCAUUCGCGCCUUGGCUGACUAUGUAAUCAGGCACCAUUUUCCUCGUAUAGAAAACAUGAAUAGAAGUGAGAGUUUAUCCUUCGGCAAACACCACGAGGGUCAUUCUGUUGUGGAUCUAACAUCAAACACGUAUGCAACUUGGGCAGUGGAGGUUCCUGAGCGUACUGCUACCUUGAGUGCGAGUUGGCAGGGGGUUGGUUUUACACAUGGUGUACUAAAUACUGACAAUAUGAGUAUUUGGGGUCUCAGCAUUGAUUAUGGUUCUUUUGGAUUUUUGGAUGCUUUUGAUCUAAGUUACACACCGAAUACAACAGAUCUUCCUGGUAGAAGAUACUAUUUUGCAAAUCAGCUUGAUAUGGGACUAUAG
Molecule: messenger RNA, 900 nt
Organism: Juglans microcarpa x Juglans regia
Lineage: Eukaryota; Viridiplantae; Streptophyta; Magnoliopsida; Fagales; Juglandaceae
Product: protein adenylyltransferase SelO-like
Exons: 3
Coding region: 1-900 (299 amino acids)
Source: RefSeq, a predicted model, not a curated record